Molecule: messenger RNA, 1617 nt
Organism: Arachis duranensis
Lineage: Eukaryota; Viridiplantae; Streptophyta; Magnoliopsida; Fabales; Fabaceae
Product: protein PMR5
Exons: 5
Coding region: 132-1223 (363 amino acids)
Cellular component (GO): Golgi apparatus
Molecular function (GO): O-acetyltransferase activity
Source: RefSeq, a predicted model, not a curated record
CAAAUAUCUUUCUUCCCUCUUCCUCCAUUAUCUUUCUUUCUCUCUUCCUCUGUCUGAACCUUUUGGCUCUUUCUAUACCCUUUUUCUUCCUCCUUUCCUCUCCAUCUCCCUCUUCCUUUUAAGAUUCUCAAAUGGCACUUCAAUCUCCAGCAUCUCUUCUUCUUCAUUUCCUUGUUCUCUUCAUCACAACACUUUCCCUUCACUCUAAUCUAUCUUUCUCAGCUUUGCUACUAAGUUUAAGGCACCACCAUCAGCACUUGAAGAGUGAGAGACCAAUGAUUCAUGCAAACCAAAGCAACUGUGCAUUGUUUGUUGGAAACUGGGUUCAUGAUGAUUCAUACCCUCUUUACCAAUCUUCAAGCUGCCCCAUGAUUGAUCCUCAGUUCAACUGCCAAUUGUAUGGUAGACCUGAUUCUGAUUACCUCAAAUACAGAUGGAGGCCCCUCAAUUGUGAUCUUCCAAGGUUCAAUGGAGGUGAAUUUCUGAUGCAAAUGAGAGGGAAAACAGUGUUGUUUGUGGGUGAUUCACUUGGGCAUAACCAGUGGGAAUCAUUGAUCUGUAUGCUAUACACUGCAGUUCCUCAGUCUCAGUCUCAAACCCAGAUGGUUAAGGGAGAGCCUCUCUCAACCUUCAGAUUCUUGGACUAUGGUGUAACCAUUUCGUUUUAUAAAUCUCCAUUUUUGGUUGAUCAUUGGUGGACUCAUGAAGGCUCUCUUCAAGGAUGGGAUUACAUAGAAUUAGGAGGGAAAUACUAUCCAAACAUGGAUCGUUUGGCAGCUUUGGAAAGAGGACUAAGAACAUGGGCUAAUUGGGUGGAAACUAAUAUUGACAGAACCAGAACCAAAGUAUUCUUCUUGGGAAUUUCUCCUACUCACACCAACCCAAAUGAAUGGAACAAUGGAGUAACAGGAGUGACAAGAAAGAGUUGCUAUGGCGAAACAGAACCAAUAAGUGCAACAUCAGCCACUGCAUACCCAGGUGCUGAAUAUCCUGAGCAAAUGAAGGUUAUUGACAUGGUCUUAAGAGACAUGAAGAAUCCACCUUCCCUUUUGGACAUAACAUUGUUAUCCGCAUUUCGAAAAGAUGGCCACCCUUCGAUCUACACCGGCGAUUUGAGCCCUCAGCAACGAUCUAAUCCUCUUUACUCAGAUUGCAGCCACUGGUGCCUCCCCGGCCUGCCGGAUACUUGGAACGAAUUGUUCUACACUGCUUUGUUCUACUAAACAUUUUUCAGCCGAAACGACGAAAAAUCAAAACAGGUAUCCUUCACAGGAGGCAAUGCCGUUCGAGUUGAGAAUAUCUGCAUCUUUCUGGGGUUGGCUCUUCGGAUGAGAAUGUUUUCCGGCGCACAAGACUCGGAGCUUGGAGCCGAGACCCGAUUAAGACGAGAAUCGAGCAUGUACUACUUGAAUCAGCCCUGGUGGUUAACUAAAUUAGUUAUAUAUGUUUUAGAAGCUUAAUGAUUAACAAUACAUUUUCCUUAGCUUCAUUUUUUUUCUUUUUUAUAACUUUUAAAUUUGUAGGUAAAUGCCAUUUAUUUGGAUGGUUGCAUGAUGGAUAACUGUUUAAUCUGUACAGAUAUUCUAGUGAAAUGAGAUAAUUCUUUUUUCUUCAUUA